AUGGCGCAACCAUCUAGCAAUCCCACUUGUUCUGGGACAGCAAACAUCAUCUUGCGUUCAAGUGAAGAUGAUCCGGAGCACAUGUUGCCCCACCAGCGAAAAGAAGCUAUGAAAAAGACCAAGGCGCGAUCGAUGCUGGAGAUUGACGGCAGAACAGGCGAGGGAGGUGGACAGCUGGUCCGCAUAGCAUGCGCGAUCGCUUCCGUUAUCACUCAGCCUAUUCGCAUCACUAACGUGAGGGGAAACCGCGAACGCGGGGCUUCCAUCGAAUGGCUUGCUCGCGUAACCGAUGCGGAAGUUAAUGGCCUUUCCGUCGGUAGCACUACACUAGAGUUCAAGCCGCGGGAAAGCCCCGCAACUUCCAAGCUCUUUACCGGUAUUCAUGACCGCACCGUCAAGAUCGCUGCCGAUUCCGCCGCGGCAAGCACGUUGCUCAUCUUCCAGGCAAUUUUCCCCUUCCUCCUCUUUGCUGGCGGAAAUACGAGCAAGAAGCAAGAUCAGCCAGAGCAUAUCGACGUGGAGAUUUCCGGCGGCACCAACGUCUCUUUUUCUCUUUCUUACGAAUACCUGGACCAAGUCCUCCUACCUUCCCUCGAGCAAGCAUUUGGUAUCGUUGUGGAGCGCAAGCUCAAGACACGCGGCUGGAACCUCGGAAAGAUGCAACGCGGAACCGUGGCCCUCCGUGUUCACCCCAUUCGAGUCGGCGAUUCACUCCGGCUCAGAAACCCGACAGCCUGCACCAUGAAGGGCAGAAAUAGACAAGGCGAGGAUUUCGACCUUGAAGCCAUCGAUGUCUCCAUCGUCGCACCGACAGACAUGCACGAAUCUCUCUCCCAAGCGCUGGUCCAGAACCUAGGCGACCUUUUCCCGGCCGUGGAAGUCAUCUUCAAGCUACUGGAGGACAGCGGGGCCAACUCGCGAAUCUACGUGCUUCUAGUCGCGCGCUCGUGGCCAUCUGAUGAUGAAGGAGCCAGCGCCGGCGCCGUUUUGAGGUGGGGUAGGGACAUCCUUACUUCGAUGCCGAAAGCAGCCAACUCGAAGAAAGGCAAGAACAAGGGCGACAAUAGCUUGUCAUCGCACGCAGGAACCGGCGGGCUGGCAUCCAUGAGCAAGAGCGUGGCGACCAAGGUCGCGAGAACGUUGUACGACGAAGUUUCUACCGGUGGCGUGGUAGACGAGUUCCUCCAGGACCAGCUGGUCAUCUUCCAAGCACUAGCGGGCGGGCUUUCGGCCUUUCCUCGUGGCAACAGCGAUCCGGCCGACGAUAAGGUCUCGGGACCGGGCAUCGAGGAGGCCAUGGCGGCGCUGGACCUCACCGAUGAGAAUGCCACUCACGGGCUGCGGAAGGAUAAGACCACGGAGCCAUUUGGUGAGGGUACUCUGCAUGCACAAACCGCACGCUGGAUGGUCAGCCAGCUGUUGCCCAACGUCGAGUUUUACAACAAGGGCAAAGUCUGCGAGGGCGUCGGCUUCGCCGUCGAAAAGCCCUGA
Messenger RNA from Neurospora tetrasperma FGSC 2508, 1491 nucleotides. RefSeq lists its product as uncharacterized. Gene Ontology annotation, molecular function: RNA-3'-phosphate cyclase activity. Lineage: Eukaryota; Fungi; Ascomycota; Sordariomycetes; Sordariales; Sordariaceae. The record is from RefSeq and is a predicted model, not a curated record. Gene Ontology annotation, cellular component: nucleus. The coding region runs from base 1 to 1491 and encodes 496 amino acids. The transcript is spliced from 2 exons. Gene Ontology annotation, biological process: RNA processing.